AUGAGAUUAAAAAGAGGAGCUUUUAUUAGAAAUGUCACAGCGAAUUUGAAUAAAAAUGGAAUAAGAUGUUCAACAUAUACAGUUUAUAAAGCUGCUCGAAAGUUAAAAUUAAAAUGGUUUAAAACAAGAAAAUCUCAAAAACUAUCAUAUCAAAAUAAAAUCGAUAGAGUUGAUUGUGCUAAAAGAUUGAGAUCGAAGUUUGGUGUUAGUAGAAAUGCAAAGAACUGGAAAUGGGAAAGGGUAGUUAAUACAGAUUUUAGUGGUGUAUUUACUUUACAACCAUUUCAGAAUAAAAGAAAUGAUGGUAUAUGGGCGGAAGAAAAUGAAGCUAUACCAUCAUCUUUAAUCAAUGCACCAACAGAUAAAUUUAAAAAAGGAAUCAUUUUCUGGGGUGCAAUAUCAUCCAACGGUCUUAUUCCUGUCGAUGCACCGAUUAGUUUAACAAAAUGGUUACACGAGAAACAAUACCAUGUUAAAAAAAACAAAAAAAUGUACUUAACUAGUGAUUUAUAUUCCAAAUUUUUAAUAGAAGAAGCCGCACCAGCAAUAUAUGAAGUAUUUGAAAAUUCUGGUGCAACACCUAUAUUUCAAGAUGAUCAGGAUAACAAACAUCGGACGACAUUUGUCAAAAAUACCGUUGCUGAUCUAUUUGAUGAACGGAUCGAUCCGAAAACAGGUGAUGCUAAAUUUGCCGAUAUUUGGCCGAUCGAGAAAGUCUGGGAUGCAAUUAAAGAAAAGGUACGAGGGCAAGAAUUUGAUGGCGAAGUAGAUUUGGAAGAGCAGGUAGCAGUCUAUUGGAAAACAUUUACUGCAGAGAAAUGCCGACAAAUGAUGGAAAAAAUACCGAAACAGUUGAAAUUAGUGAUCGAUAAAAAUGGAGAACAAAUAUUUAAUGAUUAA
Messenger RNA from Rotaria sordida, 900 nucleotides. The record is from the annotation of a GenBank genome assembly. NCBI's taxonomy places the organism in Eukaryota, Metazoa, Rotifera, Eurotatoria, Philodinida, Philodinidae.